AUGUCCGGCUCUCCAUCGAAGCAAGAUAUCCAACCGAAGCGAUUAGAACUCUCUGUGAAUCAAGAGGAUGGAUCCCUGCUGACAGCUCCCUUGUCGACCGUGCUGCUAGCCUCCACGGACGGCCUUUACACAGACCUUUACAAUGUAGCUCAUGGUGAAUUGGAUGUGACGACGGCAGCUCAGCAAGGCGAUGGAGACGAAGAUGAUGCAGCUGCUGCCGCUCCGACUACCAAGAAGGAGCGUAUGUCCAAUCUAUCCUUUGCUCAAAGACGGCACGAACUGGCGUGGCGUCUGGUACAGCAUGGAAAGGGACUGACUCAUGUGGCUGCUUUGACAGCUGCCAAUGCGUCUUCUGAUUUCUCUCGAGCCACGCAAGUGUCCACUCGAGCACUGCAGCAUGCUCGAACUGCCUGGGUUCAAGCCGAUGAAGCACAAGACGCUCUCUACUUUUUCCAUGCACAGCUAUUCCCAGCUAGACAGUCUCCUCAUGAUAUAUAUGGAGCACUCGAUGUACAACUCUUAGGAAAGUGGAUUGACAUGCCCACGGAUCUCAGACUCACCGUAGAUAGAUUCAACAAUUCACAAGAAGCACGAUGGUCUCAAAAGGAGGUCGCCGAACGAUGGCAAAUGGCCGUUCGGAACAAACUCCUCAGUGGAGAAAUUGCUUCCAUGAGACGGCAACAGCAACACAUACCCAAGAAACCACUCUGGAAUGUCGCUUUAAAAGGAGGAAUUGUCAGACUCACACAUGGAACACCAAAAAGGUCCGGCAAUCAACCUCCCAUCUAUCCCAUUGAAGCAAUGCUCACUGUACUGAGUACUUCCACGCCCAGCGAAUGGUCCUUACUUUCCAUUGAAGCACGAGUACAACCCAAAACGGGAGAAUCCAAUCACCAACUUGAAGCUUCCAAUAGACAACGCUACAAUCUCCAUAGACUCGCAGCUCUAUCCAUGGCCAAGGAAGAAGCACGCGUACGGAUUGCUCAAAAGAAGGACGAUGAAGAAUCUUCCGUCAAAACAUCCACAACCGACGGAAAAAAGAGCGAAGCAACCGACGACGCCACUGCCACAAACCCUUCCGUUGCUUCCGGUCCGACGGCAAAUUCAUUGGUGGCACGACCCUUGAACAAACUCUUUGAAGUGGCACACACGUUUGCCCUCUCGUGGCAACUGGAAAUGCUUUCUGCUCAAGCACAAGCUCUCAAACGAGGGAAUUGGGCUGCAGGAGGAACUCAACCGAUCGUCGUCACACCAGUACAUUUCCUAGAAAAGAACUCGGGCAGUCUUGUCAGUGGUGUCACCAGUAGUAAUAGUGCCAGCAAGGAACAAACAGCUAUUGGGGUUGUAUCCAUGUCAUUUUGGAGAGUAGACGACCAGUAUGGACCUCCCUACAUGGGUGACUUGAUCUUGGCCGACCAACAACAAGAAACACAACAGGCGCCACCGUCCGACAACUCCACCGUCCAAGAAGAAGGCAACAGCCAGAUGAUCGACCCACCCGUCACCAAUCAACUGACACUUUCCAUCCGUGCCGAACCAAGUCUCGGCAUUCGAGUUGCACUCAGUGGAGGCAUGCCCAAGAAUCAGGCAGAACAGCCUCAUAUACAGGCCACCCUGAGAGAACUUUUAGAUGCAGCCUCCAAUCCGUUUGCACUGUCUGCCAGUGGGGCUCUACUGGCUGCCACAAGACUCUGUUCGGAACAAAAAUGCCACGCCAUUGUAAAUGCUAUUCAACCAGAAAAUGAGGCAUCGAUUCUGCCAUCGUGGAUGUACCUGUCAGUCGAGCGAACCUGCAUUAUUGUACACGUUCGUGUAUCCUAUCACGGGAUUGCAAACAACAGUAGUAAUGAAGAAGAUGCACCAAUGGCGGGGUUGUUUCGGCUGACCUGCGAUGCCCGAACGGGUGGCUUUGUGUGCACGUUUUCGAGGAGCAUGCAUUUGCUACGGCUCGUGACGUGUGGUGAUACUCGUGCCAGCGAGUCCACAUCACUGCGAAUCAUGAGUCUUCCUCCAAAGAGACGGAGACUCGCAGGGGCCAAUGCGGUCGGACGAGUGGCACGGGAUGCAAUGGAUGGAAUCACUCGAUCGAUGAAUGCAUUGGGUCAUCGAGCUGGUGUUGGUGGGGCUUGGAAGGAUCGAGAUUCAAUGUCAGCAUCGUUGCGACAACGGGCGAUCCAAUCGGCUUGUGGCGAUGUUCGAAUUGCAUUGAUGAAAGCUUGUGGUAUUGCUGCCUUGUAUGGACUGUCCGCGUUGGCGCUAGGGGUCGCCACUGGCGUGACCGUCACGCACGAUAUGGCUGGAGAAAACUUGGAUUCAGUCGAUGGAAUCUCUCUUCUACCGGCUCCACCCGUGAGUGUUCUCAUGGACCAACAACUGAUCGAGAACGAAUCAAAAAGCGUUGAUGGAGAGAAGAAAAAGACUUCCUACAUACAACAGCAGCUGUUUGGAGUUGGUUGCUCCAGUACACCAGAAGCGCUGACGCUGUAUCCGUUGGACCUAUCUGUGACGUUGGAUAGCCCAAUCUCAGCUCCUCGGCGGGUGUCUGCGUCGCUGGCAAAGCUAAAGCCAGAGGAGACCACUGAACCGCAACCCAUUUCAAAGAUAGCGAAGUUGGAAGAAGGAAACGGCAGCUCGUCCCCCCGCCCUCCUAAACUGCAAGAUCUUUCUGCCGAGGUGGAACGUUUCGCCCUGCUAUUAACUGAUGCCAUGGACUAG
Molecule: messenger RNA, 2715 nt
Organism: Seminavis robusta
Lineage: Eukaryota; Bacillariophyta; Bacillariophyceae; Naviculales; Naviculaceae
Source: the annotation of a GenBank genome assembly